CAAAAACAAUCUUACAUAAACGCAAUGAAGAACAACAAAAAGAGCAAUAUAAAGAUGAGUUCAGGCUGUUCAGCACAAGAAAGUGGUAGUAGUACUACAAACAUCGUUAUUACAGAGACGAGGAAUAAGAAGGUAGAGAGGAAUGCAUCAAUGGACGUGGACCAGUGCGCGGAAGCUUUCAUCACAAAUUUCAGAAAGCAGCUUCUUCUCCAGCGUCUGGAAUCCAUUGAAAACAUGCUCUCCAAGGGACUUUAAGACUAGUUUGUUAAUAAACACUUGUAUGUGUGUAUGUAUUACUCCUCAUGUAUUAUUUCCUUCUGUUAUAUGCGCUGACUAGCUACUACGGUCUAGAAUGCAUUAACCAAGAGAGAAUAACAGCCAGUUUUAUAUGGUUUUGACUUCAAAUUAGUUGGUAAUGAAUAAAUUCAUGUAUGUUAUUUAUAUACUAGUCUGU
Molecule: messenger RNA, 454 nt
Organism: Raphanus sativus (radish)
Lineage: Eukaryota; Viridiplantae; Streptophyta; Magnoliopsida; Brassicales; Brassicaceae
Exons: 1
Coding region: 25-255 (76 amino acids)
Source: RefSeq, a predicted model, not a curated record